AUGGACUUUUCACAAUUCAACGGAACAGAGCAAGCUCACAUGACAAAAGUCAUCGAGAAGAAGCAGAUGCAAGACUUCAUGAGACUUUAUUCUGGUUUAGUAGAAAGAUGUUUCAAUUCUUGCGCUCAAGAUUUCACCUCAAAAGCAUUGACUACCAAUGAAUCUACGUGCGUUCAAAAUUGUACCGAUAAAUUCUUGAAACAUUCAGAACGAGUAGGAGCUAGAUUUGCGGAACAUAACGCUGAGCAAAUGCAAGGCAAAUAA
This is a messenger RNA of Kwoniella shivajii, 264 nucleotides long. RefSeq names its product mitochondrial import inner membrane translocase subunit TIM9. NCBI's taxonomy places the organism in Eukaryota, Fungi, Basidiomycota, Tremellomycetes, Tremellales, Cryptococcaceae. Bases 1 to 264 code for a protein of 87 amino acids. The transcript has 4 exons. The record is from RefSeq and is a predicted model, not a curated record.